AUAUUCUGUCCAUCAACUUCCUGUCUGUGUCCAUCUGUCAAUCUGUCUAACUCACGAGGCUGUGAGUUGAUCUAACGAUUGUGAUGGCUUCCACUGCUUUACUACUAUUGGCCAUCUCCUCCUCCAUCUCUCUCACAGGGGGAGUACUGUUUGGGGAGCCCAGAAUAUAUGGAGAGGAUGCUACUGGCUAUGGUCCCAUCUUUGAGGAGGAGCCUGUGGAUGUGGUCUAUACUGAGGACUCACCUGAUGGGAGAAUCUCCAUGAACUGCAGGGCACGGGCCAACCCACCAGCUACAUACAGGUGGCGCCGUGAUAACUGGGAGAUCAAACUGAUGGAGCAGCCAGACGAGCACUACAGCCUGGUGGGGGGAAACCUGGUUAUCACCAACCCUAGACACAAAAAGCACAGUGGGACUUACAUCUGUGUGGCCCGGAACAUCUAUGGCACAGUCAUCAGCAAGGAGGCCAGGGUCAAGUUCGGAUUUGUGGAGGAGUUCCCCCAGGAGGAAAGAGACCCUGUGUAUGUCAAAGAGGGACAAGGGGCAGUUCUGUUGUGCCGCCCUCCAAAAGCCUGGCCAGAGGAGGUGACCUACCGCUGGAUCUACAAUGAGUUCCCAGUGUUCCUGCACACAGAUAAUCGUCGGUUUGUCUCUCAGAAGACGGGGAACCUGUAUAUCUCCAAGGUGGAAGCUCAGGACGCAGGAAAUUACUCUUGCUUCGUUUCCAGCCCCAUCACUGGGAAGAGCGUCUUCUCUAAGUUCAUCCCUCUCAUCCCCUCACCACCCGACGAUGGUGAGGAGAGAAAAUACCCAGCUGACAUCAGGGUGAAGUUCCCAGACACAACUGCCAUGCUAGCUUCUAAUAUUACAUUGGAGUGCUUUGCAUUGGGAAACCCCAUCCCUCAUAUUGUUUGGAGAAAAGUGGACGCCACUGACCUACCGCCAAAUCAUGAGAUCAGUGAAUCAGGAGCUGUGCUUCACCUGUAUAAUGUGCAGUAUGAAGACGUGGGAGCAUACGAAUGUGAAGCCAUCAACACUAAAGGGAAGGACUGGCACAAAGCGUGGCUCUAUGUGGAGUCUGCUCCAGAGUGGGCAGAGACCAUUAACAACACUCAGAUUGACAUUGGCUCAGAGCACACCAUGCGCUGUGUGGCAUCAGGGAAGCCCUUCCCUUUCAUCCGCUGGUACAAAGAUGGAUAUAUGUAUGGGAAAGGGGAGCUGAAGUUCUCCAGUCUGACUUUUGAUGAUUCUGGGAUGUACCAGUGUGUUGCUGAGAACUACUGGGGCAUCAAAUAUGCCAACGCUGAGCUGCGAGUUAUUGCCUGUGCUCCAACAUUCGAGUUUAACCCUGUGAAGAAACAGCUUCUUGGGGCUAAAGAUGGCCGUGUGGUAAUCGAGUGUAAACCUAGAGCAGCUCCUAAACCUCGCUACACCUGGACAAAGGGCAAAGAACUGCUCUUUAACAAUUCACGCAUUUCCAUCUUGUAUGAUGGGAGUCUGGAGAUCCUCAAUGCCACCAAAAAUGAUGAGGGUUUUUAUAACUGCUUUGCCGAGAAUGACAGAGGAAAGUCCAACAGCUCUGGCUAUCUCACCAUCACAGAGGCUACCAUCAUCACAGAACCACCUGAAGACACUGAGGUUAAGGUUGGUGAUGAAGUGAUUCUGAGUUGCUCUGCUUCAUUCGACCCCAUGCUGGACAUUGCUUUCAUCUGGGCCGUAGACUUCAGAGUCAUCGACUUCGAUUCCGAGUGGCAACACUAUGAACGUGUUUUGAAUGAAGACGGCAGUGGGAACCUGAGAAUAAAAAAUGUGCAGAUCUGGCAUGAGGGUCGCUACACCUGCACGGCUCAGACUGUGGUGGACAGUGAUAAUGCCUACGCUGACCUCAAAAUUGUCGGUGUUCCCGGUCCUCCUGGUGUGGUCCGUGUGGAGGAGAUCGGGGACACGUGGGUGAAGCUGUUGUGGACUAAAGGGUCGGAACAUAACAGCCCCAUUCUCUCCUACACCAUUCAAACCAGACACUACUGGGCUUUGUAUGAAGACGACUGGAGGGAUGCCAGCACCUCUCCAAGCUUUCUCGAUGGCAGUGUGGAGAAGGCAGAGGUAACAGAUCUUUACCCCUGGAUGGAGUAUCAGUUCAGGAUCAUCGCCACCAACGAGUAUGGCUCUGGAGAGGCCAGCAUCCCCUCCCUUAAGAUCAAAACCUGGGACGCUGCUCCAUUGAUUUCACCCACAGAUGUAGAAGGUUAUGGAGGUAGAAAUGGUGAGAUCGUCAUUACAUGGACACCUGUGCAGCCGUGGUAUUUCUUUGGCAAGAAGUUUGGCUACAUUGUGGCAUUCAAGCCUCAUGAUGCUUAUGACUGGUGGUAUGAGACCAUCUCAGACCCAGAGACGAGGCGUUACGUCCACAGAGACUCCUACUUCAUUCCCACUGAGGAGGACUUUCAGGUCCGAGAGUUUCAGGUGAAGGUCAAAGCCUUUAACGUGAAAGGAGAUGGACCCUACAGUCUCACCAGGGUCAUCUACUAUCCACGAGAUGUACCUACAGAGUCUCCGACAGACGUCUAUGCCAGGCCGGUGUCUUCUACAGAAGCCCUGGUGUGGUGGCUGCCAGUGGUCGACACUGGAACAGGCUUGCAGCAGUACAUCGAGGGAUAUCAGAUCAAAUACUGGAGAAAAUACGAUGACCCUGAGCCGGGAGCCCAUCGUAUAUUUGUUUCAGGUAAUGCCAAUCAAACCAGGUUGGAGAACAUGCUGCCAGACUCACACUACCUCAUUGAGGUCCGUGCCUUGAAUGGAGCCGGCCUAGGACCCCCUGGUGAACACUGUGAGAUGUUCACAAAGAGACCACCACCACCUGAAGCUCCCAGGAUGUGGCGCUAUAUCAGCUGGACAGGAAAGUGGUUGUAUGUUUGGUGGGAUCACAUCCAGUACGACUGGUUUGGCAAUAUUUCUUUCCCACUGUACUACAAGGUCAUGUUCAGAAAGACUGGCUACAUCUACGGCAAAGUCUACAUUACUGGUUGGCACUUUAUGGACUUUCCCAUGCCUCAGCUUGAAGACUAUGAGCUGAUGGUGCGUGGUCGCUAUGAAGGAGGAGAUGGCCCAGUCAGGAAGAUUAGUAUUCUGGGUAAAGCAUCCAUGACCACACCAACUCUAAGCCUUGUAUCUUUGGUGCUGCUGGCGCUGUGCAUUGUGGGAUUUGAAAUGUAAGCCUGCCACACGCAACAUGUAUAUAAAAGACUCUGGGAAACAACUGUGGACCUAAUUAGAGAUCAAGUCUUCACCUCUAAACACAUAAAAUUGGUGUGUCCACCCUUUACACCUGUAGUCAUGGUUAAGAUCCCACAUCAUGCAACUGUCCUGCAUUUGAUUGUUUGUUACACUGGAAGAUUUUGUCCCACCAAAACAGAAUUGGAUGUUGGCCCUGCCACUUUUUAUGGACAUUCUUCAUUCUUUUAAAUGAAGAACAGAGCAGUGAGCAGAUCUGUAGAAUACAAGCUGUAAAACAUGGGACUACAUUGGCUACAACUGUAAUUGAGAAGAUUCAAAAUUCCUCUUUCAAAUCCAGUUGUGCUUUAUCCAAGUCACUCCAAACUCAAAAGGAAUGAAGACAGAUGAUGAUUGUUGGAUAUUGUGACAAUAGACUUCAUUCGCUAAACAAGAUCUCCAUACAAUAUUUAUAUAGAUAUAAAUGCAUCAAGAAAUGGCACUCUUAAGUUGAGUUUGUUAAAAUCACCACAGCAAUAUACCCUGUCCCUGUCCAUCAUUCAACCUUCAUUAUGUUCUCAUUGCUCAUACCUGUUUGGAGUUUUAAUAAGUUGGACACAUAGUAUACUUAGGUAGAAUUUAGCCCAAAGACUGGGCAAAUACUAUUUAUAGUGAGAACUAACAAUCUCUCAGAUGGUCAAAGCAAUGACUAGUAUGUAAAGUAGUGUAUAAUAAUCACUGCAUUAGGCUUGAAAUGAGCAGAGGAGUGUUUUGUUUGUUUGUUUUAGUGUGUGUGUGGUUUUUAUGAGGGUACAAUGCGUAUUUGCAAAUUCUCUUCUUGGAACACACUCAAUAUAUUAAAGUUUUUAUAUCAGAUUAUUCUUCACAAUCACAAUGGUACAGCUUUAUGUUCUAUAC
Messenger RNA from Scomber japonicus (chub mackerel), 4127 nucleotides. It is a transcript of the gene cntn1b, whose product is annotated as contactin 1b. Bases 84 to 3212 code for a protein of 1042 amino acids. NCBI's taxonomy places the organism in Eukaryota, Metazoa, Chordata, Actinopteri, Scombriformes, Scombridae. Gene Ontology annotation, biological process: cell-cell adhesion; brain development. The transcript has 23 exons. The record is from RefSeq and is a predicted model, not a curated record. Gene Ontology annotation, molecular function: cell-cell adhesion mediator activity.